CUACUGACGGUUGGGAUAUUGGCGUAUAUCAUUAUCCAUCCUGUGAAGCCCAAAAGAGUUCUUGUAUUUUUUCAGACAAAAAGGUUGAAGCUCAAGCCCAUACUGAUGCGUGAUAGCGGAAUCUCACGUAUCGUGGGCUUUUUAUUCAAGUUCUGUAAUGCACCACAUACUGAUUCAGGUCGGUGCAACAGAGUGUCUGUUGGGCUUUUUAUUCAAGUUCUGGGUUCUUCUACAUCAGUCCACCGUUCUACUUUCUCCUCCUUUUCGGCACUCUCUCUAAGCUCUCUCUGCAUAUCUCGCCGCUCCGGUAAGGACAAAGGCGUUUGCCGUUUCCAUUCCGACGAGAUUGAGGGCAGAACAGGCUCGUUUAAGCAGGUUCGUCUCUUCAUCUUCCUUUUGAUUUCCACAUGAAGUGUUCUUGUCUUCAAGUGCCUCAUGUUAAUGGAGCUUUUCUUGGAUUCCUGUCAAUUCGUCGUUGCUGUAGGGUUUCCCACCUUCCUCUUUUUUCUUUUUUUCUUUUUUUACCUUUUGUCCGGGCACCUCCUCGCUAUCAGUGGUCUGUCUCUCUUCCGGGGAUGAUGAAUUUAUGUUAAAUGUUGCAUCUUAGCUCCCACUUGCUCUUCCACUGGGCGUAUUGUUUGAAAUUAUGAAAGCAAUUGCCUGCAAAUGUGCGGUUGGUUAGAGAUAGGGGUUUAUUGUGAAUCAUUUCAAGUAGUCUGACUGAUGCCAGGUCUCGUAGUUUACUUGGUUGCCGAGAGGAAUCAUGCUGUCAGUUAUUAGGUCUGUCUGCUUUUGGAGAUGGGAAUUUCCUCUAUGUUGGAGAUUUAAAUUUCUGUGAAACAAAGCAAUGUUCCUGACUAUAAUUAGGGUGUCUAUGAAUGCUUGCAGAUUGACUGCUGUUGCAGAGUAAAAGCAAGCAGCCAUGGCCAAGCAUCAUCCUGAUUUGAUCAUGUGCAGGAAACAACCAGGCAUCGCCAUUGGACGACUCUGCGAGAAGUGUGAUGGCAAAUGCGUGAUCUGCGACUCCUACGUGCGCCCUUGCACGCUGGUGCGAGUUUGCGACGAGUGCAACUACGGAUCGUUCCAGGGUCGCUGUGUCAUCUGUGGAGGAGUAGGCAUAUCGGAUGCGUACUACUGCAAAGAGUGCACGCAGCAGGAGAAAGACCGAGACGGCUGUCCCAAGAUCGUGAAUUUGGGUAGUGCGAAAACCGACUUGUUCUAUGAGCGUAAGAAAUAUGGGUUCAAGAAGAGAUAAUGAGCAUCAGGAUUGAUAUGGUAUGGAAUUUGAUCUGAUCGACCUUUUUUACACUAGCAGUUGGUUGGCGGAUUGCUGUUUCGUGUAGUAGUCUUGCCUUGUCUGUAUGUGUGUCUUUAUUGAUAGGCAAUGUAAUCUUGAGGUGAGUUUGGGAUUCUUGUUGCAUUUUCUUUUCACCCUCUGAGAUAGCUUGAGUUUUGAAGUACAUGUUCUGGGUCACAUAAGCUACAACUUUGAAUGCAGUUGACCCGGGCGACGAGUCGGGCAGCUAUUGUUGAAUUGAUGUGGAUGCUCUUGUGUUGUUUGUGUACAAUUUCAUUCCUAUCGCCACUGCUUGGUAAUGUGCUUCACAAUUUCAUUCCAUUCCUUCCGCCUACUUGAAGGCAAUGCCUAUGGAAGCUCGUCAUGCAAUUAUUCUUAGAUCAUGGAUGUAUCAUGAGCAAAUAGAGAGCAGUCAGUCAUUCAAUCAAAUCGCCUCUGUUAA
Molecule: messenger RNA, 1739 nt
Organism: Linum trigynum
Lineage: Eukaryota; Viridiplantae; Streptophyta; Magnoliopsida; Malpighiales; Linaceae
Source: the annotation of a GenBank genome assembly